Triticum turgidum subsp. durum (durum wheat) is the source of this 1170-nucleotide messenger RNA. The record is from the annotation of a GenBank genome assembly. Lineage: Eukaryota; Viridiplantae; Streptophyta; Magnoliopsida; Poales; Poaceae.
AUGCACAAGCUCGUAUGCGCUGCCUUGCUUCUGCUCCUCUCCCUCUCGCGGUCCAAGCCGGUGAUCUCUUCCCCCUCCGGCGCCCCUCGCUACCAGUCCAUCUUCAGCUUCGGCGACUCCUUCGCAGACACGGGCAACAACCCCGUCGUCUUCGGAUGGUACUCUGUCUUCGACCCCGUCACGCGGCCUCCCUACGGCACCACCUUCUUCGGCCGCCCCACCGGCCGCAACGGCGACGGUCGGCUCAUCAUCGACUUCAUUGCUGAAAACCUGGGCCUGCCGUAUGUGCCGCCCACCUUGGCGCACAACAGCAGCUUCCGCCGAGGUGCCAACUUCGCCGUUGGAGCCGCCACCGCCCUAGAUGCCGGUUUCUUCCACGAGAGGGACAUCCCCAGUGGCUCCAGCAAGUUCCCCCUCAACACCAGCCUAGGCGUGCAGCUGGAGUGGUUUGAGUCCAUGAAGCCUACAUUGUGCCGCACACCUCGAGAGUGCAAGAAAUUCUUGGGCAGAUCCCUCUUCUUGGUGGGCGAGUUCGGAGUCAACGACUAUCACUUCUCUUUCCAACGGAAAACGGUGCACGAAGUCAGAUCCUUCGUUCCAGAUGUUAUCGCUACCAUCUCCAUCGCCAUCGAGAGGCUGAUCAAGCAUGGAGCAAGAAGCCUGCUGGUUCCCGGCGUGAUCCCGUCCGGAUGCUCGCCGCCCAUCCUGACCAAGUUUGCCAGCGCCCCACCGUCAGCAUACAACUCCAAAACCGGCUGUCUGACAGCGCACAACGAGCUGGGGCUGUACCACAACGCUCUGCUGCAGGCGGCUCUCACCAAGCUCCGGGCCAAGCACCGCAACGUCAAGAUCAUCUACGCCGAUUUCUUCGGCCCGAUCAUGGAGAUGGUGGAGUCACCGCACAAGUUCGGUUUUGAAGAGGACGUGCUUAUAGUGUGCUGUGGAGGGCCCGGAAGGUACGGAAUGAGCUCGACUGUUCCAUGCGGCGAUGCAGCCGCGACGACGUGCCGGGAUCCGUCUGCUCGGCUGUACUGGGACGGCGUCCACCUGACGGAGGCGGCUAACCGGCAUGUCGCCAAUGCCUGGCUGGGCGAGAUCAACGCGUCCACAGGAGUCAGCCGCAAGCAGGGUGCAAAGGAGCCAUGUCGACUGGGUCGUCACAGAAUAUAG